Messenger RNA from Oryzias melastigma (Indian medaka), 2768 nucleotides. RefSeq names its product TGF-beta activated kinase 1 (MAP3K7) binding protein 3 (gene tab3). Gene Ontology annotation, molecular function: ubiquitin binding. The record is from RefSeq and is a predicted model, not a curated record. Gene Ontology annotation, cellular component: extracellular exosome. NCBI's taxonomy places the organism in Eukaryota, Metazoa, Chordata, Actinopteri, Beloniformes, Adrianichthyidae. The transcript is spliced from 7 exons. Bases 305 to 2110 code for a protein of 601 amino acids.
UUCGUCCAGAACGGUUCUGCACAUGCGCACACCGCGAACAACUUCAUGGAUUGAGGAAUUGAGACAUCGCGAUAGGCGGGCUGCUAUGCAGUUCAGCUGCAGGGGCCUGACGCUGGAAUGCGAAACUACAAGUUAUUUAGUCGAAACAAACAAAUAGGGAAACCCAGCGUUUUAAAAAGAGAGCAACCCCUCGAUCCGUGUAUGGUCUCCGGUGUGAGAGAGCCGUAACAUCCCGGAAUGAGAGGAGACGGGUUAUUUGGACGCAUGCAGCUUUGGGCUCGUUGACCCUCCGUGUUGGCUCAGGAUGGCGCAGGGAGGAUCUCAGCUCGACUAUCACAUCUUGCAGGACCUCAAGCAGCGUUUCCCGGAGAUUCCAGAGGGAGUCGUGUCUCAGUGCCUUCUGCAGAACAACAAUAACCUAGAUCUCUGCUGCCACCUGCUGGCCCAAGAGAGCAACAGAUACCUGUAUGGAGAGUUCCAUCACAGUCCGGAAGAGGCGCGGCAGGGCCGCAACCACAUGCUUCACAUCAACCUGCCCUACCCGGGCUCGGAGGCCAGCAAAUCCAACGGAACGGGAGUGGGUCGCUCACUCGUGCACAGUACCAGCGACAGUCACAUAGAGCCGCAGCGGCCCAGCUACCCCGAACCCAUGUCAGCUCCCGCCACCAUGGCCCCCUCUCCUGGAUACAAUCCUUUUUUUAUGAAUGAUCAAAGCCGUUCGGCAAGCACGCCCACCCCUCCGCCCACCAUGCAAGGCAUGUCGCCCACGUAUUCGCGUUACACCAUGAACCCUGUAACCGUCGAUCUUCCGCAAAGUAUUCCCACCGUCCCGCAGGCUCUCCAGAUCCCUCCUGGACACUACGUGAACAACAGCAACGCCACCCUCUACAUGCGACCCUCGCCCUCUCAGAGCCCACAGCCGGCGCCGUGGCCGUCCUCGGGGACGCCCGUCUAUCAGCAUCAACAGUCGCCCUACAAUACUCCGAAGUACGGCUCUCCUUACAGUUCCCCGCAGCACCAGGUGCAGGCCCAACCUGCGCACCAGCAAUACGUCUUCCUCCCCAUCAGCUCCCAGACCCCUCACAGCAUGGGCUACCACCACCAGCAGCCCCCCCUGCAGCAGCCUACAGUCUACAGGCCCUACCACACCAAAACCCCCCUCGCAAAACAGUUUGACAUGGAAGGUCAGCGACCCCGCAGUAACUCCCCCGUGCACACCCCGCAUCCCCAGGGAACCCUCUACAUGGCCACCAGUACGUCACCCAGCUCCCCUUCCAGAAGCAUCAACUUCAGCGGGUCGCCGGGGCCGACGCCCUACCACCCCGGGAUGUACCUGCAGCCUCAGGGCCCCGCCAGGCCUCGGCCCGCGUCCUCCCCGCAGCCGGCGCAGUCGGCCUACACCUUCAAGAAGAAUAUUUCCCCCGGAGGUCAGGCUCAGAGGCCCCCCAGCUCGCCUCCCGUCGCAGAAGCAGAAUCUCUUUUAAACAUAGUCGACCAAGGGGAGCACAACGCCGCUCCUCCCCCCAUCCUGCCCAUCUCUGCUCUGCUGGGGAACGACACCAACCAGUUUCACCAAAUGCCCCGACGCUCCAGCUCGGGCUCUGACGACUACGCCUACACACAAGCUCUUCUGCUUCACCAGCGUGCGCGGAUGGAGCGCCUAAUGAAGCAGCUGAAGCUGGAGAAGCAGAAACUCGAGCAGCUCAAGGCCGACGUCAAUAACAUGGAGUACGAUGCCCUUCAGAGACGCUUUCGAAGAGUCAACUCCACCAGUCUCAUACCCAGGCCUGAAGAAAUGACCAGACUCCGGAGUCUCAACAGACAGCUGCAGAUUGAUAUCGACUGUACACUGAAGGAGACAGAUCUGCUGCAGUCCAGAGGGAAGUUUGACCCCAAAGCAAUGAACAGCUUCUAUGACAACAUCCAACCUGGUCCAGUCGUGCCGCCCAAACCGGGGAGGAAAGAGGGCGAGCAGGGCUCCAAGCCAGUGUUGGCGCCCCAGAGAGAUGAGGACUUUGAAGGCGCCCAGUGGAACUGUGAAAGCUGCACCUUCCUCAACCAUCCUGCACUCAACCGCUGUGAACAGUGUGAGAUGCCGCGCUGUACCUGAAGUUCAAACUGCACUGUACCACCCGGCCCGCCCCCCUCCCCUCCUCCUCCUCCUCCUCAAAAUCCUCAGACGACGCGAGCCCCAGCCGUCUGGAGUCUGUCCCGAGGUGUCCCACUGUCGAUCAAUGCAUAAGCCCCUCCCACUCGCCGAGGAUGAGCCGGUGGGUUUCCCGCUUCAUUCCUGACAUUUGUGCACUAUGAUCACUGUUAUGUUUGUGGUGGACGAUGGCGCUCCCGAGGCGACGCUCCUCGCCAUCCAGAGGGUCAGACGAGGAGAAGGGACUGCGGUUUACCAUUCCAAAACAAUUCCAUGCAGGAGUGAGUGACUGCCCUGUUUACACUGUGCCCAUUCCUGAACUCUGAAAGGAGGCACCGCCCACUUUAAUCCAGGACCUGCGCCCUCUGACGGCGAGAUGUUGAAGCAUCCACAAACGAGUUGUGACUAAUGUUCAAUGUAGACUGUACACUGUAUCUGGCUCUGUAUGAGAGCUGAUUUCACUGAAGAACACUACACACUUGCAUAUGAGUAUAUUCCUGGUACUUUUAUGCAUACUAUACCACCACGUAUUAUGUGUUCAGAACAUGUUAAUUUCCUGUGCAAAUGCCUCAACUUGCUGUACUUAAUAAAGGAGCUGAUUAUAUGUGACCUGAUCACUACA